Colletotrichum truncatum is the source of this 1725-nucleotide messenger RNA. Its product is annotated as Dicarboxylic amino acid permease 1. Gene Ontology annotation, biological process: amino acid transmembrane transport. Gene Ontology annotation, cellular component: membrane. Gene Ontology annotation, molecular function: amino acid transmembrane transporter activity. The record is from RefSeq and is a predicted model, not a curated record. Lineage: Eukaryota; Fungi; Ascomycota; Sordariomycetes; Glomerellales; Glomerellaceae.
AUGAGUGACGGCCUCGUCAAGCGGACGUCCUCUUCGGAGGGCGCCCACGAUGUCGAGAAGUCGGGUUACCAAACCCAGACCUACGACAACCAAGAUCUUCACAUCCGUGGUUUCGAGACCAGCGCCGAAACAUCGUUGCACCGUGGCCUCAAGGCUCGUCACAUCACCAUGAUUGCCAUUGGUGGUGCCAUCGGUACCGGUCUCAUUAUCGGAACCGGCAAGGCCCUCGCGCAGGCCGGCCCGGGCUCCGUCUUCAUCUCGUACACUCUCGUCGGUUUCAUCGUCUUCCUCGUCAUGGCUGGUCUUGGUGAGAUGGCUGCUUGGUUGCCCAUCUCUGCUGGUUUCACUGGUUACGCCUCAAGAUUCUGCGACCCCUCUCUCGGUUUUGCGCUCGGCUGGACUUACUGGUUCAAAUACAUCAUCGUUACUCCCAACCAACUUACUGCCGCUGCCCUCGUCAUUCAGUACUGGGUCCCUCGCGAGCGCGUAAACCCCGGUGUCUUCAUUGCCAUCUUCCUGGUCGUCAUCGUCUGCAUCAACUACUUCGGUAUCAAGUUCUUUGGAGAGUUCGAGUUCUGGCUGUCCAGUUUCAAGGUCAUCACCAUUGUCGGCAUUAUCCUGUUCUCCCUCAUCCUGGUUUGCGGUGGUGGCCCUAACCGCGAUGCCACUGGCUUCCGCUACUGGAAGAACCCUGGUGCUUUCAAGGAAUACAUUGACACGGGCGACGCUGGCCGCUUCUUCGGAUUCUGGUCUUGCAUGGUCAACGCCACCUUUGCUUACCUGGGUACUGAGCUUGUCGGUGUCACCGUCGCCGAGGCCCAGAACCCCCGCAAGACCAUUCCUCGCGCCAUCAAGCUGACCUUCUACCGCAUCCUGUUCUUCUACUGCCUCAGCGUCCUCCUCAUCGGCAUGCUCGUUCCCUACGACUCCAAGGAGCUCGCUUUCGCCACCAAGGCCCAGGCCGGUGCCUCCGCCUCCCCAUUCGUCGUUGCUGCUUCGAUCGCUGGUGUCAAGGUCAUUCCUCACAUCAUCAACGCCUGCAUCUGCGUCUUCGUCUUCUCCGCCUCCAACUCCGACUUGUACAUCGCCAGCAGAACCCUUUACGGCCUGGCCUCUGACGGCUCUGCUCCCGCCAUCUUCAAGCGCACCGACAAGCGCGGUGUCCCCAUCUACGCCCUCGGUUUCUCCGCCCUCUUCGCCCUUCUCGCCUUCAUGAACGUCUCCAGCGACUCGACCAAGGUCUUUGGCUACUUCGUCAACCUGACCACCAUCUUCGGUCUCCUGACCUGGAUUUCCAUCCUCGUCACUCACAUCUGGUGGUGCAAGGCCCGCAAGGCCCAGAACAUUUCCAACGAGAUCCUCCCCUACGCCGCUCCCCUCGGCAUCUGGGGCUCCUACGGAGCUCUCUUCCUCUGCUGCAUCGUCGCCCUUACCAAGAACUACGACGUCUUCACCGGCGGCGACUUUGGAAAGGAGAAGUACAAGACCUUCAUCACCGGUUACCUCGGUAUCCCCCUGUACCUCAUCCUCAUCUUCGGCCACAAGUUCUUCUACAAGACUCGCGGCGUCAAGCCCCACGAGGCCGACUUCUACACCGGCAAGGACAUCAUCGACCGCGAGGAGGAGGAGUUCCUGGCCCGCCAGGCUGCCGAGAAGGAGGCUCGCGGUGGCAAGGAGAGCCGCGGUGGGUGGUUCUACAGGACCUUCAUCUCAUGGCUUCUGUAA